GGUAUGCCAAUGAAUGGACACGGGAUGCCAAUGAAUGGACAUGGUAUGCCAAUGAAUGGGCAUGGGAUGCCAAUGAAUGGACAUGGUAUGCCAAUGAAUGGAAUGCCAAAUGGAUUUCCACACCCAUUCCAAAGGGUACACAGUGAACCAAUGAUGAUGCACCCUGGAAUGAUGCAUGGUCCAGGAAUGGUUCAUCCGGGAAUGAUGGGAAAUGGGAAUGGUUAUGACCUUGAUUAUGACACUUAUGCAGUACCAAUGCUUGCCAGAAAGGAGCUGAUGAACGACCAGAAAUUCAUGGCCCAGAACCGCCUAGAGUUGCGACACAGGAAGGAACAGGAGACUGUGUUUAAAGACUUUGAGCACAUGAGAGAUGAGGAGAUUUGGAGGCUAGAAGAAGACUUGAAGGGACAGAUGGAGAAGGCAGUCACCACACUGCUACAAGAGGUGGACAGUGGUAACUACAGGGGAGACAUAGCAAUGGAGAGAUUGAGAAUUGAUCACCACUUCCAGAGGCUAAAAGAGGAAAAGAUGAGGGAGCUAAUGGAACAGCUGACUUCCCAGGAACGCUAUAGGUUAUCUGACCAGCUUGACAGACACAGCCAGGAGAUGUUGCAACUGAUUGAUUCGAGACAGGAACAGGUGAAGCCUCCCUCCCCCAGACCCCCAAGCAGUAAGAAGAGAACCUUGUACUCGACUCAGCACAUGUUUGAUGACCUAGACUUCCAUGCGAGACAGGUUGCUGAACAUGAACAAGGGAGCUUCACAGAGCUGGUGUAUGAACUGACCAGGCAAUGUAAAACAACACUAGAUAAAUCAAGGGCUAUCUUUAGAUGGGUGACCAUUAAGGAUCUAAACAAGAUGAUAUUGGAAGGCCAUUUUAGUGAAGAUAGUCCAUUCUACUUCCUCAAGGGAAUCAAAUGUGGAAUUGAGAGCUACCAUGAGCUUUUUAAAAGACUUUGCAGUUAUGCUGGUAUCCACUGUCAGAUCAUCCGUGGUUUUUCAAAGAGUGUCGGCUACAAACCUGGGAUGACAUCAUUCAAUGAUAGUCGUUUUCGGAAUGCUUGGUGCGUUGUCUACAUAGAAGACUCCUGGCGAUUCAUUGACUGCCACUGGGGUGCAAGGCACGUCACAACAGGAAGUAGCGAUAUGGUCUCCCCGAAUAAAUUUCGUUAUGAAUACGAUGAUUUUUAUUUCCUCACCGAUCCCGAAGAGCUGAUCUACCAACAUUUCCCAGAUGAAGAAACAUGGCAGUUAUUGGACGAGCCUCUCAGUAUGGAACAGUUCAUCAACAUGCCUCUACUCAAGUCCCACUUCUUUCAAUAUGGUCUGAAACUGGAUAACCCCUCCAAGUCAGUUGUAGAAUCAGGGGAUGGAAAAGUACAGGUGAUCCUCACUAAACCAACACACACUCCCCUCACCUUUAAUUCUCGCCUUGAGGGUGAUGAUGAAGUGAUUGAUGGGUACACUCUUCACCAUACAGAAGGGAACCAAGUAGUGUUUGAUAUUUACCUUCCACGUAGAGGGGUCUUCUAUUUCACGAUCUUUGCCUGCGAUACUGACAAAGCUGAGGUCUAUAACAAUGUCUGUUGUUUCAGAAUCACAUGUAAAAAGGUUGAAGCAAAACCAUAUUCAAAAUUCCCCAAACUCCCUGAGGGUUAUGGUCCAACACCGCUUGCAGCUGAACUGGGGCUUACAGUUGAUAAGCACAAAGGCAGUUUCCUCCAGUGUAAUGAUGAAAAAUUUGUUAUGAAUCUUCGCUUUAAAAAGGACACAAAAGUCUCUCAUAAGAUGGUGUUUGGUGGCCAAGAGCAACCAACUGAUGAGUAUGACAGAUAUGCUUUCCAAAGAUUUAGGGAUGAUCGGGCAAUUUCAUAUUUGAUUCGUUUCCCACAAAAGGGGAUCUAUGCAUUCUCCAUCUUUGCUGCCGAUAAGGACUGUGACAAACCAGUGCUAGACUGUGCUGCUAGGUUUAUCAUUCAAUGUAACCAGGCCCCUAAGGCUAAGAUCAAACCUUACCCAAGAACAUACCAACACUGGCUGAAGUGUCGUCUUCAUGAGCCCCC
This is a messenger RNA of Owenia fusiformis, 2063 nucleotides long. Lineage: Eukaryota; Metazoa; Annelida; Polychaeta; Sabellida; Oweniidae. The record is from the annotation of a GenBank genome assembly.